Messenger RNA from Notechis scutatus (mainland tiger snake), 6768 nucleotides. The record is from RefSeq and is a predicted model, not a curated record. NCBI's taxonomy places the organism in Eukaryota, Metazoa, Chordata, Lepidosauria, Squamata, Elapidae.
AUGCUCUGGACGGGCGCCCUGCUCCUGCUGGCGGCGCUGGGGGGUGCGGGCGGGGCGCGCAGUUGCCCCCUCCAGCUGCGGGGCUGCAAGUGCGUGGGCGAGAGGCCGAAGGGGCUGGCCCCGGCCAGGAAGCGGGUCAGCUGCAGCGGCGAGGAGCUGAGGGAGCCGCCGGCGCCGCGCUUGCUGCCCAACGACACCGUCACCCUAGACCUAAAGAACAAUUUGAUUAGCACCAUUCAGCCUGGAGCUUUUCUGGGUCUUCAGGACCUGCAACGUUUGGAUCUCUCCAACAACCGCAUUGGCUGCCUCAACAUUGGCCUCUUCCAGGGACUGUCCAGCCUUAUCCGUCUGAACAUAUCAGGAAAUAUCUUUGCCACCCUCCAGAGUGGAGUCUUUGAUGAGUUGCUGUCUCUGAAAGUUCUUGACUUUGCCACUGAAUACCUGACCUGUGACUGCCAUUUGCGCUGGGUCCUAGCCUGGUCCAAAAGCCAUUCUGUCCAGGUAUCUGAUAAGACGGUGUGUGUCUACCCCAGCAAAUUGCAUGGGAAGCUACUACGAAACAUCAGAGAGAGCCAACUGCGCUGUGAAGGAUCCCCAGAGCUGCACACCCAUCAGCUAAUCCCCUCUCUGAGGCAAGUUGUCUUCCAAGGAGACCGACUCCCUUUCCAAUGUACAGCCACCUAUCUGGACAACAGCACACACAUCCUCUGGUUCCACAACCGUGCACUUGUGCAAGAAGAUGAACCUAGCGGCAUCAUCUUAGAGGACAGCCUCGUUCAUGAUUGCACUUUAAUCACAAGUGAGCUCAUCUUGUCAAACAUCCAUGUCUCAGCUAAUGGUGAAUGGGAAUGCACCAUCUCCACUGCCCAGGGCAAUGUUAGCAAAAAGGUGGAGAUUGUUGUGCUGGAGACCUCAGCCUCGUACUGUCCACCUGAGAGGGUUACCAACAACCGUGGAGACUUCAGGUGGCCACGGACCUUGGCUGGCAUCACUGCUUAUCAAUCCUGUCUCCAGUAUCCCUUUACUUCUGGGAAUGCAGGCUCUGGCCAUGAAAAGCAGGCAUGGAGACACUGUGACCGCACAGGCCACUGGGAAGAAGGGGACUAUUCACACUGCUUGUACACCAAUGACAUCACCCGUGUACUCUACACCUUUGUGCUGAUGCCCAUCAAUGCCUCAAAUGCACUAACCUUAGCCCAUCAAUUGCGGGUCUACACAGCUGAAGCUGCCAAUUUCUCAGAUAUGAUGGAUGUCAUCUAUGUGUCUCAGAUGAUUGAAAAGUUCACUGGUUACGUAGACCAGAUUAAACAGUUGACUGACGUCAUUGUGGAGAUGGCAAGUAACAUGAUGCUGGUAGAUGACCAUGUUCUAUGGAUGGCCCAGAUUGAAGACAAAGCUUGUACCAGCAUAGUGCAUUCCUUGGAGAAGAUUGCAACUUAUGCUGUCAGCACCAACUCUCAGCAUAUGGCUGUGAACUCCAGGAACAUCGCCUUUGAAGCCUACCUUAUCAUGCCAGAAAGUUAUCUGGGCAUGAGCUGCAUGGCUUUUCAGAAGCAUGAGAACCUUCGUCACCGUUCUCCACGUCAAGAACGGUAUUCUGAAUCCUUGGCAGACCAGCAGCUGAAGUUCCGUUGUGCUACAGGCCGGCCUAACAUCUCCUUGGCCACUAUCCACAUCAAGAACAGCAUUGCUCUGGCCUCCAUUCAGCUGCCUCUGGGCCUCUUCUCCCCACCAGUUCCCCACCAGCCCAUGCCCAUCAAGUGUAAGCUUCAAUUCCUGGUGUUCCGUAAUGGAAAACUCUUCUGCAGCACUGGAAACUCUUCACACCUCGCUGAUGAUGGCAAGCGACGCAGCGUGGCCACCCCAGUGAUCUAUGCAGGCACACAUGGCUGUGGCGUAAGAAAUCUCACUGAGCCAGUCGUCAUAUCGUUGCGGCAUUUCCACGAGGGCAUAGAUCGCACAGCUGCUUUCUGGGACUUUGACAUUCUGGGUGGUUAUGGCGGCUGGAGAGCAGAAGGUUGCCAGCUGAUUCUGCAGGAACCCAACUUCACCACUGUGAGCUGCCGACAUCUCAGCAACACUGCUGUGCUGAUGGAACUGAGCAACUUCCUGCAUGACUCACCGAGUCCCGCUGAGGUGCUACAUCCUGUAAUUUACAGUUGCACGGGUCUCCUCCUCCUGUGCCUGUUUACCACCAUCAUCAUCUACAUCAUCAAUCACAGCACCAUUCAUAUUGCACAGAAGUGCUGGCAUAUGCUGCUAAAUCUUUGUUUUCACAUCGCCAUGACAUCUGCUGUAUUUGCAGGUGGCAUCACUCUCACCAACUAUAUAGCCAUCUGCCAAGCUGUUGGCAUCAUUCUCCAUUAUUCUUCCUUGUCUACUCUUCUGUGGAUGGCAGUGAUGGCACGAGUGAUCUACAAGGCAUCCACCUGGAAGGCACCCCAACAGCAGGAAGGGGAACCAACUCAGCCUGCUCCUCGUCCAAUGCUACGGUUCUACCUGAUUGCUGGAGGGAUCCCCUUGAUCAUCUGCGGGAUUACAGCAGCAGUUCGUAUUGACAAUUAUGGAGAUCAAGACUCAUACUGCUGGCUGGCUUGCCGACCAAGCAUUGGAGCAUUCUAUGUGCCUGCAGCUUUUAUUUUGCUCAUCACCUGGAUUUACUUCCUAUGUGCCGGAAUCAGUCUGCAGUGCCGAGCUAAGGAUCCCAAAGAAAUACCCAAACCCUUGGAAACAAGGCAGCGCUUCGGAGGCAGUAGCAACCUGUUAACCGAUUCAGGAUCACUUUCAGUCACCCUGAAUUCCAGCCUCCAUGCUGCUGAUGUUGAUGGUGUGUAUUCGCUAGGGGUUCAACUCUGGGCUCUUGUCAUCACCCAUUUCCUAUACCUCACUUUAUGGACAUUUGGAGCAAUGGCAGUAUCUCAGCGUUGGUUCCUCCUGAAGGUUGUCUUCAGUUGCCUCUACGGAGUCACCGCUGGAGCCUUAGGAUUUUUCAUCUUUAUCUACCACUGUGCCCGGCGCAGAGACGUACAGAGUUUAUGGUUUACCUGUUGCCCAUCUUACAGGAAUGCUUUACCUAUGCAGGCUUAUGGGCACACUGGAGCAGGUGUUGAAGAUGGCUCACAGGUCUUCAUUGGCUGCAACCCAGAAGUAGCUCAGUCCAUUAAGUCUUCUUCUUCCCCUACCAGCACAAUUUCAACCCCAGGGCCCUGCAAACUCAACAAUUUGCAAGUGGCCCUUGCCCAGCCAGACAGUAACCCUGUAACAACUGCCUGCUAUGAGGAAGCAGAGCCUUCCAACAGUAAGAGUACCCCCUCAACCAGGUAUACAAACAAUCUUCAUGGGCGCACCAGACUCCAUAAAAGCAGAACUAAACUCUAUCGAGAAGGGAAGCAUCAGCGCCUGAAGGCAAUGCGGGGACCUUCCUCAGAGCAUCCUACUAGUGAGAGCGGGAGCCUUCAGAACAGUCAUUCAGAGAGUUACCAAAGCAGCCGGAAUAGCCCUUUGAACAAUCAGAACCAAGGGAAAGUUGUGACUCUGGAAUCCACCCUGACGCAGUCGGACUUGAGUGAUGGCAGCGGUGGCCCACAGUCUGUAGAUGUUGGCCGAGGCCAGAGGAGAAGCAUCAGCAGAGACAACCUUAAGCAUCAGGCCAACCCCUCUGUAGAAAGAGAGACUAAGAGGCGCUCCUUCCCACUCAAUGCAGCCAAUCAGAACGGGGUCCUGAAGGGUAGCAAAUAUGACAUUAAUCUCAGUGGUGCUGACAAUGCAAGCAGCAUGAAAACAGGUCUCUGGAAGAGUGAGACAACAGUGUAGGAAGGGGUCAAAGACCUCUGCAGCUGGGAUCCUAGAACAACACCAACUAAGGUAGGAAGCUGCAGGUUACCCUUGUUGCCACAGCCUAACAGACUCAGUGAACAGAACACUCUUAUGCACUACAUAGGCUUAGAUAAUAUGAGAUGGGCAGGCAAGAACCAUGCUCCCCGCUGAUCCUUCUGAGCAGAUGGAGUAGGGAGACUGUUCUGUCCUGUCAUGAGAAUCACAGUACAUUUCACUUAUGUAUCAGGUGAAGUUGCUGUUCUUUGUGCCAGGGAACAUUUUCUCCAGGGAACAAGCAGAAAGCCACAAUCAGCCAAGGUGCCAAAGUUGCAAAGCAAGAGACAAUCAUCUGUUCUUGUGAUUGUAUGGUCUCCCUCCUUCAUGUCCCUUUAUAUCCUUGAUAUUUCUGUACACAAUCCCAAGGAAGACAGUGGUCUAUAAGCUAAAACUUCUAAUAUGCUGUGUACAUAUGUAUAGGCAAAUUUGCUAUCCAUUGGAAAGUCUCUACAUGUUUUAUGCAAAAUAACUCAUGUUAUAUAAGACAAGGGAAGCUCUUCCCAGUCAUUCAAAUUUGUGCACAUUAGUUUUGGUUUUGAUAAAUCUAAUGAAUGAGUAUAGAGCUGUCAAGGAAAAAGCCACAAAACAGAAAGAGGUGCACUGUUAAUUGUCCAAAGGUGCAUGCCUAGAUGACAAUCCUUAGUCUUCUUUAGUCUUUCUUAAGGAAGAGACUUGGGGAGAAUAUGAUUUGUUGGGCAUCAUUGCCCAAAAAUACAAAACAUCAAGAGCUCAGAACAAUUGUCAACUUUGGAGUGUCUUAUUUUACCUAGAAGAGUUUUCAAAAGAUGAGUUAAAACACUUCUAGAGCAAAUUAUUUCUGAGCUUGACAUGUUUUAUAUAAAAACUUUUUAAUAGCACUUUCAAGCAGAAGCUAUCAGUAACCACCUUUCAAGUUACCUGCUGUGGAACUGAAUUGGAAUAGAUUACUUGUUUAGAUUCUGAUUGCUAAGGCUGUUGGUACACAUUUGCCACACAGCUGCUAAACAGGCCUGAAGGAUUACAUCCAACUUUGAAUGUUAGGCGGGGAACAGACUGAACAAAAACUCAGACAGUUCUAUCCUUUUCUGUGAUUCCAAAUCGAGUCACUCCUCACGUUCAAAGUUGGAAGUAAGCCUUGAGGCCUGUUUAACAGAUGUGUGGAAAAUAUGCCCAAUGAAGCCUCACUAGAGGCAUGACGCAGCUAACGCGCCACAUAGAAGCCUCUGAAAUACAUGAAGCUGCUGCAAUGUUUAACUUGUAAAUUUGAUCCACUGAAAAAAGUGAAACACAAUUUUAUUGUUCUUACCUAGGGAUAACUGGGUUGGAUGUUUUAAUUAAUAGGUUAAAAACGUCAACAAAUUUAUUAUGGGCAGUUAUAAAAACCGCAGAGGACUUCCCUGCAUCUUAACGGAUUAACAGACCUUAAUGGAUUCCCUCUCCUAUAAGAUAGAUUUUCCUCUGCCUAAAAGUAAAACAGUCUGCUUGCUUCAGAAAAAUCGAGGGUUUUUCCCCAUCAACCAUUUUAUUAAAACUGAUUAUGUUUAGUUAACCAUGUUUUUUUAAAGAAAGCCCAUAACCCCUCAUUAUAUGAAGGAAAGCAUGCACAUCGCCAAACAGGAAAAAAAUGAAUAAGAAAAAGUUUAGAAUAGAGUGAAAAUUGCCAAGAAAAAAGCCUUAGAGGCUUGAAUGACAUUAAUCCUUUAAGGAUUUGGGAAGCUAUGGAAUAUUAUUUUUAAGCACCUUGGGGACAUUCCCUUAAUCUUUAUGCAUAUGGGACAUAAUGUUUUUUUUAAAAAAGGCCUCUUUGCAAUACAGUAACCAUUUCACAGAAUUGUGCAGCAAUCCCGAUUGAAUCUGUUGUCAAAAAUGAGCUGAAUGAAGCCAUUGAGAUUCUUUCUCGAAGGCAGUUUCCAGAAAUAUUGAAAAGAAUCAAGCUUAUUAUUCUGUUUGCUGGCAUUUUAAUUACUCUGCACCCAAUAGUAUAGGGACACUGUUUACAUACCAUAUGCUAUAUUCAAGAACAAAUCCCUCCUGUAGAUAUGAAAAAUUCAAUUGAAGAGAACCCCCCCCCCCCACUCCCACAAGAAUUUCCUUGCUGGGUUGAUGACAGUUCCAAGUACGUAGCACUGCAUCUGUAAUGUUACCAGUUGAGGGAAGAUCAGGAGAUGCCACAAAUGAGAUUCUUUUCUUCUAGGAAUCUCAUCUUUGCUCCAGGAACCUCAACAUGGGAUUCAUAGCACUGACGUGCCUAUAGACAUUUUCUUCAACAACUUCAAGAUUUCCUAUUCUGCUUUUUAAAAUCAAAGCAAUAUUUUAAACAAAGUUGGUAAGCUGUGGGAAAAGCUGCCAGCUUCUGUCAUGUUCUUUAUGUCCAGAAAUGCCUUUGUUGGCCAGGCAGGGUCCUCAUAGAAGGCAGCAAGGGCAGUAUUUUGCUAUUGAAAAUGUGACCAUGUUCUUAGAACAAAAGAGGAGCUAAUAUCUAAUAUUAAUAGGGUAGUAAAGAGCAUCCUUGCUCAUUUUCUUUCUGGUAAAUGGGAGUUUCAAACUGGCCCAACCACCACAGCAGUCCUUCUGAGAAUUCACAAUGGGGCCAUGACAAACAUUUUGUGAGGUUGGCAUAUUUUUCUAUUUCAGAGGUUGAGGGAUUCCUGCCUUGGCUUAAGGGGAAUUAUGAUAGCAUCUUUUGUUGUUGUUGUUGAAGAAGAAAAUAAGAGACAGAGGGAAACCUAAUUCAAAAUGGACGUACAGUAGUCCUUAACUUAUACCAUUCAUUUAGCAACCAAAGUUACAAUAGCAGUGAAAAAAGUAAAUUAUGACCACUCUUCACCCUCACAACCAUUACACAUCCCCAUGAUCAUAUGGGCAAAAUGGGCUUGAACACUGGGAUAUAUUUAUGAUGAUUGUAGAAUCCCAGGG